AGGCGCAGAAAAGGGGGCGGGGGACUCGGCUUGUUGUGUUGCUGCCCGAGAACCAGAGACGGUCCUGCUUCGGCCGCGGGUCUUCCAGCCGCCCGACAAUGUCGUCUCAUUUAGUAGAACAGCCGCCGCCCCCCCACAACAACAACAACAACUGCGAAGAGGGUGAACAGCCGUUGGCCCCGACAGCCGGCCUCAACAGUUCCUGGGUGGAGCUCCCUAUGAACAGCAGCAAUGGCAAUGAUAAUGGCAAUGGGAAAAAUGGGGGGCUAGAACACGUACCUUCCUCAUCCUCUAUCCACAAUGGAGACAUGGAAAAGAUUCUUUUGGACGCACAGCACGAAUCAGGACAGAGUAGUUCAAGAGCCAGUUCUCACUGUGACAGCCCUUCCCCACAAGAAGAUGGGCAGAUUAUGUUUGAUGUGGAGAUGCACACCAGCAGGGACCAUAGCUCUCAGUCAGAAGAAGAGGUUGCAGAAGGAGAGAAAGAAGUUGAUGCUUUGAAGAAAAGUGUAGACUGGGUGUCUGACUGGUCCAGUAGACCCGAAAACAUUCCACCUAAGGAGUUCCACUUCAGACACCCCAAACGCUCCGUUUCCUUAAGCAUGAGGAAAAGCGGGGCCAUGAAGAAAGGGGGUAUCUUCUCCGCAGAAUUUCUUAAAGUGUUCAUUCCGUCUCUCUUCCUCUCUCAUGUUUUGGCUUUGGGGCUAGGCAUCUAUAUUGGAAAGCGACUGAGCACACCUUCUGCCAGCACCUACUGAAGGAAAGAAAAGCCCCUGGACAAGCGUGUGACCUGUGAAGUGGUGUAUUGUCACAAUAGUUUAUUUGAACUUGAGACCAUUGUAAGCAUGACCCAACCUACCACCCUAUUUUUACAUAUCCAAGUUCCAGUAACUCUCAAAUCCAGUAUUUUAUUCAAACUCUGUUGAGGCAUUUUACUAACCUCAUUCCCUUUUUGGCCUGUAAGACACUUUAGAAUUUCCUAACAGAGUUUACUGUUAUUUAGAAAUUUGCAAGGGCUUCUUUUCCGCAAAUGCCACCAGCAGAUUAUAAUUUUGUCAACAAUGCUACCGUCUCCUUUUAGUGCUACCAGACUUAGACCUGCAUCAUUCGUGGUAUAAAUUUUGCUCUUGCAAGAUAACUACCAUCUCUCUCUUCAAACGAGAUCAGGUUAGCAAAUGAUAUGACAGCUUUGUUGUUUUGUUUUUUUCAAGACAAAGGCAAGCUUCCCUAAGCUUGAAUUUAUAGUUAUUAAAAAAGAAAACAAACAAACAAAAAAAAACCAAGACACAAAAAAAAAAAAUAUCCUGGGCAAUAAAAAAUUAUUUUAAACAAGCUUUGGAGCCACUUUUUGUCUAAACAGCCUCCUUAAUGGCGCCUUUUAAUUUGUAGGAGGCCAGCUACAUAAACGAUGGGUAUGACGUAGAAUCAGAACUAAAGCACAUGAGCGUAUUUUAAUACUAGGAUGUUGUAAUGCUGUCUUUUCUAUGGUGUAGAAUCUCUAUUACUCAUAAGGAACGUCUCAGGCCUACCUAGAAAUAGAUGAAAUUGCUUUGGGGAUUUGUGUGUGUUUGGUAUUUUCAUGUUUAUUAGCUUUAGCUGCAUGUGAAUUUUUCAUGACUUUUAAGUUUUUCUGUUGUUGUUGUUUUUUUCCUAAGAGGAGGCUUUGGAACGAGUUCCAAUUUGUGGUACAAAUACGGGCUUCUUGUUUUAGGAAGCACCACUUACACUCUGAAGCCUUUAAACUGUGAAGGUAAUUGUUUCGGAGUGAUUCCAAGCACUCGCACAGCUUUGAAAACCAGACGUGGGUUGCGGGGACAGUUGACAAAGUUCUAAAAAGAUGGUGUUUGUUUUCUUCGGAUCUUUCCCUCUCACCUGUCCAGCCUUCCCACGGUGGUCCCUGCGAUUGGGCAGGCGCUGGCGGUUUUCUCCUCCCGUAGCCAUCUUCAGUUGUGAACUCCUGAAGUUCCAGGGCACUCGGCAACAGUGAUCGGCUUGUGUGUGUUUGUGCAUUUGGGUUUGUUUGUUUCUAAAAUGUGAAGCUUUGGGACCAAAUUGUUAGAAAGCAUCAGGACCCCCAGUUAUUGCAAGUAGAUUUCUUGGAUUUUUGGAACACCUGGCAUGACUCUGAAGGAUACUAUUAUAUGUUUUAUAUAUAAAUUGCUGUUUAUGAUGUAGACAUGACUAUCGACUAUUUAGAGGACCAUUGGUAAUCUUAAAACUGGCGAUCUCUUCAUUAAAUCAAGUGCAUCAGAUUGCCUGGGAUAAGAGCAGUGACAAUAAUAGAUUUGCCGGUCUGCAGAAACUAUCUAACUCUGUUCUCUUUCACAUCAGAUUUUGUAAACUGGAUGUGUUGUAGUGGGAAAUAACCUACAGAUUAAACAAAACAAUAAUAAUUUCUGACUAUCUUCUUUUCAAGAAUAUAGCAGGUUAUCUUUGAGAAAGAUGAUAUAUCCCAAAUAGUUUUCUGAAUUAUUUUAUGUUUUCUUUCGAGCGGUUGAUGUCUGAAUAAUUUUGGAUAUCUUUUUAUUAUACUUUGUUUCUAGCUUAUUCUUAAACCUGGUAACACUUGAUUUGCCUUCUAUAACCUAUUUAUUUCAAGUGUUCAUAUUUGAAUUUGUUUGGAAAGUGAAUCUGACGGCCCACUGAUUUUGAAAAGCCUGCCUAAAACUGGAAAGGCUGAUCAAGUUGCAAGAACUAAAGAGUUGGACCGCUGUAAUGUACAGCUUGUAUUACAAUCCGUAUCAUGGGAGGGAAAAGUAAAAUUAUACAAAAAGUAAGAGCAACUUUUUUAUAGGCAACACAUUGCCCUCUUUUGAAACUCAGUAGCAAUCCUAUCAGUAGUGUGGUUGAACUUGGGUAUGUUUAUGACUUUCUUCAACAUCGGACAUAAAUUUAGUUCUUUUUUUCUUAAACUAUCUGUGAAAUUUUGGACUAUGACUGAAAACAUGAAUACAUGAUCACAGUAGAACUUAUCAUAAGAUACAGUCAUGCAGUAUUUAUUGACAGCCCUAACAUAUGGAAUACAUGUUGAUGCUCCCACCCAGAUUUAUGUCAAACAGAAACAGAUUGCGUGAUUAGAAAGGAGACUUCAACACGUAACAGUUGACGUUUUAAGAAUAAUGUUUUAAAAGCUUUACGCCUGUUUACAGUUUGGGGGACGAAAAGGCAGGCUUCAUUUUUCUUGAUUGAUGAAAGCUGGCUAAAAAUAUUCGUAGAUGGAAUCACGAGCAAAACUGCACAAACUUGCACAUUAAAAAGUGCAACAAGUUACUUUGCAGCAAAAGUAUUUACUGUCGUAAAAAGUGAAAACUGAACACUUAGCCAGUGGGAUGAAUUUUUAAGUGAACCAGUUGUUGAAAUUAUUGGAAUUAACUGAGCCAAAGUGAUUAUGCAUUCUUCAUCUAUUUAGUUAGCACUUUGUAUCAUUAUAUACAGUUUACAAUACAUGUAUAACUUGUAGCUAUAAACAUUUCGUGCCAUUAAAGCUCUCACAAAACUU
Messenger RNA from Felis catus (domestic cat), 3499 nucleotides. It is a transcript of the gene BNIP3L, whose product is annotated as BCL2 interacting protein 3 like. NCBI's taxonomy places the organism in Eukaryota, Metazoa, Chordata, Mammalia, Carnivora, Felidae. Gene Ontology annotation, biological process: positive regulation of apoptotic process; mitochondrial outer membrane permeabilization; defense response to virus. Gene Ontology annotation, cellular component: nucleus; mitochondrial envelope; mitochondrial outer membrane. The transcript has 6 exons. The record is from RefSeq and is a predicted model, not a curated record. Bases 99 to 758 code for a protein of 219 amino acids.